GCGGCGCCGCUCACUGCCGGGGCGGGCCGGGCCGGGCGCCCCCUUCCGCUGCGGCUCCCAAGAUGGCGGCGGCCAGCGCCGUGCGGGUGGUGCGCCGCUCCCGGAGGCUGUUCGAUCUCUUCGUGACUGAUGUUCCCUGGACGGUGUCGCACAAGGAGCUGAAGGAGUACUUCUCCCAGUUCGGGUCGGUGCAGAGGUGCCAGCUGCCGUUUGAUAAAGAUACAGGCUUUCACAGACGUUAUUGCUGGAUUAAAUUCUCAACUCCCAGCGACCUUCAGAAUGUGUUUCAGCAGGACUCCCACAUACUUGAAGGUGCCAGGCUUACUCUCAAACAGCUGCCCUAUAGAAGACUCAGUCAAAGAAAGAACCAAAGUGAAUGAGCGGUGGAAGGAGGCUUUAUUUCACUAAAUGUAAAGGAACUAAAAUAAAGGUUAUGGAGAAACUA
This is a messenger RNA of Falco peregrinus (peregrine falcon), 445 nucleotides long. RefSeq names its product SRA stem-loop interacting RNA binding protein (gene SLIRP). Gene Ontology annotation, molecular function: RNA binding. NCBI's taxonomy places the organism in Eukaryota, Metazoa, Chordata, Aves, Falconiformes, Falconidae. The transcript is spliced from 4 exons. The record is from RefSeq and is a predicted model, not a curated record. The coding region runs from base 63 to 380 and encodes 105 amino acids.